UUGUGUGGAAUCUCAGGGAGGUAUCUGUAAUUUAUCCAAAAUAAAAAGCGCGCAGACACACGUAAGAGCUUCAAAUCAGGGAUUAGAGACACACAAGACCAAACCCAUUUCUCUCUCUUGAAUUUCUCUGACGACUCCGUUUUUGAUUCACUUCCAGUCGAAGACAAAUAUUUUUUAUGGCUAUUGCCCUGAAAUCAGCUUGCUUCUUGCAAUUGAAGAAACCAGAGGUCAAUUUCCAGGGCUUUCUUCCCUCCAAGAGAGCUAUUGUUUCAGUAAAGAGGUAUACUCCAGUGGCCGCUAUCAAGACGAUGGAAACAGUUGGGCUCUCUGAAACCUUCACUAGGCUGAAGAAACAAGGAAAAGUGGCAUUCAUUCCAUACAUCACAGCUGGUGAUCCUGAUCUUUCAACCACAGCAGAAGCACUGAAAGUUCUUGAUUCAUGUGGCUCCGACAUAAUUGAGCUAGGUGUUCCAUACUCAGAUCCUUUGGCAGAUGGUCCUGUUAUCCAGGCUGCUGCUACUCGUUCUCUAGCAAAGGGCACCAAUUUUGAUGCUAUUAUCUCUAUGUUGAAAGAGGUUGUUCCACAAUUGUCUUGUCCAAUUGCACUUUUUACUUAUUACAAUCCGAUACUAAAGCGUGGCACUGAGAAAUUUAUGUCUACCAUUAGAGACUGUGGUGUUCACGGACUUGUAGUUCCCGAUGUUCCUCUGGAAGAGACAAAAACUUUAAGGAUGGAAGCAAAGAACAAUGGAAUUGAACUGGUAAACUUCUUUUUUACCCGAACUCAUAAUUACAGAACCUUUCAAGUUGAGCAUGAUGGAGAAGGCAUGGUACUCUUGACCACACCUACCACACCAACAAACAGAAUGAAAGCCAUUGUGGAUGCGUCGGAAGGAUUUGUGUAUCUUGUGAGCUCAGUGGGUGUCACCGGAGCCCGAGCAUCGGUUAGUGAUAAGGUUCAAACUCUUUUGCAGGAAAUCAAAGAGGCAACAACUAAGCCAGUGGCAGUUGGUUUCGGGAUAUCGAAACCUGAGCAUGUGAAACAGAUAGCAGGAUGGGGGGCAGAUGGUGUGAUUGUUGGAAGUGCUAUGGUGAAGCUGCUUGGUGAGGCUAAUUCGCCUCAAGAGGGAUUGAAAGAACUGGAAAACUUAACCAACUCCUUAAAAUCAGCACUUCCUUGAAAUUAAUUAGCUUUUAAGCCCAGAAACUUCAAACUAGUUGUGUCUGCAUAGAUAAUAAUGGUUUGAGUAAUUGGUAAUGAUAAUAAUAAUAAUAAUGGAUUGAAUAAGGAUUUAUUUUUCUUAUCUUAUAGAUGUGAAAUUUUAUCCUUCUCCAUAGUAAAGCCAUAGUAUCAGCAUGGACAAGUAGCUACAACUUAACAUAAAAUUAUAUAUACAGAUUCAAAUUUCGUUGU
Molecule: messenger RNA, 1414 nt
Organism: Arachis ipaensis
Lineage: Eukaryota; Viridiplantae; Streptophyta; Magnoliopsida; Fabales; Fabaceae
Source: RefSeq, a predicted model, not a curated record